Molecule: messenger RNA, 1522 nt
Organism: Malaya genurostris
Lineage: Eukaryota; Metazoa; Arthropoda; Insecta; Diptera; Culicidae
Gene: Pex13
Product: peroxisomal membrane protein PEX13
Exons: 4
Coding region: 301-1314 (337 amino acids)
Biological process (GO): protein import into peroxisome matrix, docking
Cellular component (GO): peroxisome; peroxisomal importomer complex; peroxisomal membrane
Molecular function (GO): protein binding
Source: RefSeq, a predicted model, not a curated record
UGUGCAGACUUUUGAAAUUCUCGCAGACUUUCGUCUAUAUUUACAGACUUUUGAAAUUUCCGCGACCUCUUUUUUUUUGCUCGCCAAAUCAGUUUUGCGUGUCAUACUUUAUAGAGAAAUUGCUGCCAGCAAGACAUACUUGCUGACUGCAGUUUUUUUUUCAGAUUUGCAGACCCUGUCUGCAGAUAUUUCAAAUUUUUACCUGGCAUCUCUGGCUAUAUAUAAAUUUGGGCUUUGGCAAUUAUCGAUUUUUUAAAUAUUCUUGUGAUUAUUAGAAGUAAAUUCCUAUACUAAGUGCAAAUGAUGACGACUAAUUACCGAAGUCCUGUGUUAUGUGAGCCACGUAUCUUUGGAGGUCAACAUACCAUUACUACUCCUGCUGGUCAUGUAACUUCUAAUCAGCCACCUCCUCUUCCUCCAAGACUGUUCCAACCAAUCAAUGGAACUGUGAUUGGAAAUGGGUACGGUAAUCGAUUCGGUAUGUCGACACAUGGUUAUUCCGGACCUAUUAAUGGAUAUGGAAUAUAUGGAAAUAAUAUAAUGAAUAAUAGUAUGUACGGCAGUGGCUAUGGAUAUAGCUAUCCAUACCCGGAAAAUCGAUUUAUUCAAAUGGCAGAAGAAAGUUCAAGGUCCACAUUUCGAAGCAUUGAAGCAUUAGUAGGAGCUAUCAACAAUAUUGCCUCCAUGCUCGAUUCUACAUAUUUCGCUUUAACAAGUUCAUUCAGAUCAGUUCUGGGAUUAGCAGCAAAUUUUGCACAUAUUCGAGGUGUUUUUGCUCAGUUUUGGACAUCUCUUGCUAUAUAUCGGUGGAUUGUAUGGUGCUAUAAAAAGAUUUUAUUUUUACUAAAGCUUACUAAAACUGAUACUACCAUAAACAGUUUUAAUGAAGCUUUCAAGAUAGCUGAAAACGGUCGAAAUACCAGCGAGCGAAAAGAAUCCUCUUUACCAGUAGUUCUAUUCCUUGGAUUCAUAAUGGCGGCUCCAUAUUUGUUAAUGAAACUAUUUGCUAGUUACGAUCAGGCCGAACAAAGAAUAAAACCGAGUACGUGGCAAAAACCCUUAAAAGCUGUAGCAAUGUUCAACUUUGAGGCAACGAAUUCUGAAGAGUUAACGAUUCGAGCGGGACAACAUGUUGUAAUUGCACCAAAAUCAAUACAGAUUGAACAAAAUCUUCUUAAUACGGGUUGGGUUCUAGCUUCGACAGACAAUACCACAUCAGGUUUAAUUCCAGUUUCUUACAUUCAGGGUUCCCAGUACAAAGAAGAUACAGAAGGAAAGACAGUUAAUAGUAAACAAGUAGAAAAUGUAUCUUAAGCUUAGCAAGACUUUUUUUAUCUAUGUACAUACACUAUAUCGCUCUAUACGUAUUGUCCAAACAAAUCAAUUGUGUUAAUAUUGUUUUCGGGUAAAAAUUGAUGGUUCGGGUGGAAAUAUGUGAUGAUAUAUCGGUGUGGAAAUCGCAAAAAUUUUGGAUAGAUAGAAUAUAUUUGCUUCUUUCCAAAUAAAUUUUGGAUUGAUAGAA